This is a messenger RNA of Rhodotorula graminis WP1, 1782 nucleotides long. RefSeq lists its product as uncharacterized. Bases 1 to 1782 code for a protein of 593 amino acids. The record is from RefSeq and is a predicted model, not a curated record. Gene Ontology annotation, molecular function: glucuronosyltransferase activity; xylosyltransferase activity. Lineage: Eukaryota; Fungi; Basidiomycota; Microbotryomycetes; Sporidiobolales; Sporidiobolaceae. The transcript has 2 exons. Gene Ontology annotation, biological process: protein O-linked glycosylation via mannose.
AUGCUUGCCACAAGCCUGCAGGGCCCCAAAGCCUCUACAAGCACCCAUCAGAGCUCGGCCAGCUCGAGCCGCGACCACCGCCGCUUUGUCGCCAUCGCUACUCGCCUCCCUCGCCGCCUCCAGGCCGUCCUCGCCCUCGCCCUCGUCCUCCUCGUGUGGCGCACCGCCAAGCACCCUCAAGCCUCGACGAGCACCCUCGGCACCCGACGCGCUCCUUCCUCUAGCCCAACGAGCGAGCCCCGAGUCCGCUUCGCCCCCACUCGUCCUCGACCUCCCUCGGCCCGCGUCCGCUUCGCCAACGGCGCAACCCAGCACCUCUAUCCUCGGCCUCGAGGCGUCGCUCAACACUCGCACGAGCCCCUGUGGGAGACGAGCCCCGUCGUGCGCGUCGACAUCUCGCUCGGCGCGAGCUUGCGCUGGGCCGGCGACGAGGGCAACGGGGGCGUGGUCGAGCGAGGGCGGGGUGACGACUGCCGCGAGGGGGCGUGUGACGGGUGGAGGAGCGUCAGGCUCGAGGUGGACGUCGAGACGGGCUUGCGGCAGCUGCGCCAUGCCGAUCCAGCCGAGCCUCUCGUCGUCGAGCUGCCGUCAAGUGCACCUGUCGCCCCGACCGACGUGACGCUCGUCACGCAGCUGUCCGUCUCGCGCCUCGGUCGCCUCGACCGCCUCCUCGCCGCGUGGGACGGUCCCGUCUCGGCCGCCAUCUACCUCGUCGACGAGGCCGACAUCGCCACCCUUUCGGCGCACUUGUCGCCCACCCGCCUCGGCUCGCCCGACUGGCACCGCGUCUCGUUCGUCGUCGUCAAGCCCGACUUCUCCGUCGCCGAGUCUGCCCUCCUCGAGCGGCUGCGGUACCCGAUCAACCGCCUGCGCAACCUCGCCCUCUCGGCCGCACCCUCGCCCUACACCCUCGUCAUCGACGUCGACUUUGUCCCCUCGCCCAACCUGCACUCGGUCCUCGUCGAGCGCGGCGUACCGCUCAUCGGGCGCGCGCAGCACUCGUCGCUCGGCGCGCGCUCGCCCACCUUGCGGCCCGUCGCCGUCGUCGUGCCCACGUUCGCCCUCUCCAGCGCGUUCGACGGCGCGUACCCGAACUCGACCGCCGAGCUCGAGGCGCUGUUCAUGGCGGACCCGCCCGUCGCGAGCCUCACCGACGCCAACGCCGGCCACGGCCCGACGCUCCCCUCCCUCCUCUUCAGCCUCUCGCGCACCUCCUCCUCCUCGUCACCCUCCUCUCGCGUCCCGCCGAGCGCCAGCCCCGACCCGUCGCACUCGUACGAGCUGUGCUACGAGCCCCAGUGGGAGCCGUACUACCUCGUGUCGCGCGCGUCGCACCCGCUCUACGACGAGCGCUUCACCGACCAGGGCGGCGACAAGCAGGCGCACGCCCUCGUCCUCAACGCGCUCGGGUUCGAGUUCCGCGCCGUGCUCGGCGACGCGUGGGUCGUGCACCCGCCAAAGGUCGACCGCGACGAGGAGGCGUGGCCGGCUGCGAGGCUCGUGCAGCGCCAUGGGCGCCCGGAGCGAGCGGCGGCGGCGGACGAAGCGGCGCUCGAGCUCGGCGAGGCAGCAGAGCAGGACGACGGCGACGAGGAGGAGGGGCACUUUAACCUCGCCGCGCAGCGCGACCAGUCGCGCUUCCGGUACUUCGAGGACUUUCUCCCCGAGAUGGAGCGCACGUGGGGCAGCAACGUGCGCUGGCCAAGAGGGUGCGGCGCGAGCGUCGUCGGCGGCGGGCGCAGCUUUGGGCGAGCGAGGGCCGGCAGCAUGUUCGGGCUGUAG